Prosopis cineraria is the source of this 546-nucleotide messenger RNA. RefSeq lists its product as uncharacterized. The record is from RefSeq and is a predicted model, not a curated record. Lineage: Eukaryota; Viridiplantae; Streptophyta; Magnoliopsida; Fabales; Fabaceae. The coding region runs from base 1 to 546 and encodes 181 amino acids. The transcript has a single exon.
AUGACGAAAUGUACUGUUCUGAUAGUUUUGUUUGUACUGGUUCUGGUGCAUGCAAAUAGUGCGCGUGAAGUACCUGGUAAUUAUGGCAAUGAAGAUGAAGAAACUGCAAUGCAUGAGCGUGAUUCAACUGUGGGGAGUGAAACUACUGGCGGCGUUGGUGACGAGAAGAACAUCGUUUAUGGUGGUGGGGUUGGUGGGUUUGCUGGCAUGGGUGGCUAUGUUGGCACCGGUGGAGCUUGGAAUUGGCGGUGUUGCAGGAAUGGGGGCUUUAAAGGCGUAGGUGGCAGCCUCGGUGGCCUUGGUGGCGGCGGCAUUGGUGGCUUAGGAGGAGUUGGCCGUCUCGGCGGCAUAGGUGGUGUCGGAGGUGGUGGUGCUAGCGGCACUGGUGGGCUUGGUGGUGCAGGUGGCGGCAUAGGAGGGCUUGGUGGUGCUGGAGGUGGCAUCGGUGGUGUUGGUGGCACCGGAGGCGGCAUUGGAGGUGUUGGUGGUGCCGGCGGCCUUAGUGGUGGAAGUGGCGCCCGCGUUCGCCCUUUUCAUGAUCCUUAA